ACAAACCAAUUGGAAAGCCGGUGUUUAUAGUUUUAUUUACAUUUUUAAUCUUCCUACCAAAAUCACAAUCCCCGGGAAUUAAACCCGCCGCAGAACCCCCAACGCUGAAAAUUGCAUGCCUAAAUUUUCAAUGAGCUAACACGCAGCAGUCCAAAGGAGUAAACAAGAACAAUCACCCGCGAAAAUGGACGACUUCAGCAGCAUUAAACCAAACAGUUCGGUGGUGAAACUGGCCUCCUGCCUGGAGAAGAUCUACACCAAAAUCGUGGAGAGCCGGGAAAAGCAGGUGCCGGAGCACCAGAUCAAGGAAAUCGAGUUCCUCCGGACGCAAUGCAAGCACGAGCACAUGCAACUCAGCCUGAUGAGCUGUCAGACGUUGGUACGCCUGGUCGACGAGGGAGCCCUGGAGGCCAAUGGAGUCCAAAACUCGCUUCUCUCAAUGCUGGGGAAUUCGGGACCAAUGCACUUUGCCAUCAUCACUGAGAGUAUUCUAGGUCUCCAGUUGCUCAACCUAAAGCGAAAAACUUCCUUGUUGAAGGACUCAGAGACCUACCAGUGUCCCUAUGGCCUUAAGACUCAGCAGCAUCCUUUAAUAUCCUUGAUUCAGCACUCAAGUGUUAACAUGCAUGAUGUGGCCAACAAGGUAAUUGGGAUUUGCCAGCACCACGACAAGGGUAUUCGAGACUAUAGCAUUGAGUUUCUGAGGCCCGUGUUCCUCUAUGUGCUCUGCAAUCCCCAAACACUGCAUGACGUAAAGCCUAUCUGGACGUGCCUGUUGAACUUAAGUGGUAAACGACCAGAGGCACGUGCUCUGAUGCAAGAGCUGCUGGCUUGGAGCAAAUUCAAUAACGCCACCACUUGCUUAUGCACCAGUAUCCUGUUAAUCGAAGCCAUUGAUCACUUUCUGCAGCAGGAGGAUCACGCCCAGUCCAUCGAUCUUGCAAUCUACCAGGCCUGCCUCAUCAAGCAGCUGGCCAACUAUGGCAUCGAUCCUCGUCCCAGCCUCCAGUGCUUACUAAGAGCACUCCAUGCCACUCGAGAACACACUAAGAAUCACUACCACGUCCUUCUAAUACUCCUGGCAGAAGUGGUGCAUGUCCUUUCGCCGUUUUAUCUGGCGGAUCUGCUGCGCAUCAUAGUGUUUGUGGUGGUGCAGGAACGCUGUGGCCAUGAAUACAUUCUGAACAUGUGUCUGGACGGGAUAAUUCAGUGGAUGUCUCAGACUGCAUUCAUACCCGCAGAGGGCUUGGCUUUGGCCGACCAGAUAGUCCAAAGGGUUCUUGAUCCCAAGAGAUCAGACGAGGAGGCAGAGCGGAUUUCCACAGGGCAACUAGAACCGGCCCACAUGAGAAACUAUCAUCCUGAUAUAGCCAUCGCCUUCGACCUGGCCGCUCUGGUAGAAUCCUUUGACGCCUCCGACAAUCAGGACGUUUUCGCCUUUGUGGACGCCUUAAAUGUUAAGUCUAACACAGCCUUUUGUCAGCGACUUCAUCUUUUUCUGAGAGCUCUCUUUCUAUCACGAGAACCAGCUGUGGACUGCUGGUUUAAAAUCUAUGAGGUUAUUCUGCAAAUCAUCAAGGUUAACGAAAACAUUGCCUACGACUUUCUGAUGACCUACAUCUUUAAGUUGGCCCAUGAAAAUAGUCCGGAACUGCAGCUGGAACUCCUGAGAGGAUUGGCCAGCUUUGCCGUUUCCAAAGAUAAUGUGCCCAUGAUCCUUAAUACCAUAAGAAAUCUUUCCACCGAUAAUGGCACCUUUUGUGUGGAUCUGUAUCUGCGUUUGUGGCGCGUGGAGACCCGUACUUAUCCCUUUUUGCUAAAGCAAAUUGCCCAACCACUUCCAGAUGGAGACAAACGCUGGGAACUGCAGAUAGCUCGCACCCAUGCCAUGAGAGAAAUCUGCCAAGAAAAACCUACUUUGCACGGCUCCGAACUUCUGCCUCAUCUAAGUAACACCCUUAAUAACUGCUCCGAUGAGGCCGGCGAUUUAGCUACUUCGCUGGCCAUGGAUGCCAUCUAUGCUCUUUGUGACAGUCAUACCGUCAAUAUAGCCUCGACCUGGCAAGCAAUCGGCAGCAAGUUUCGUAGUGAACAACGUCCCCAGACUCUCAAAUCGUUGUAUAAAUUCUUUGGCCUGGUUCCACUACUGCAAACGCCCACAUUGGAGUACGAGAAACUGGCUGACGAUGCCUUGGAGCAGCUUUGGCAAGCUGUUAGCCGACCGGGAACAGAUGCCGUCCAAGUGCGACAAGCGCUCGCAGCUCUCAAAAACUAUGAACCGGGAAGCACCCUUAAUCUUCGGCAUAUUCCCGCCCAAUUUCGUUUUGAGAUCGUAGGCGGCGGUGUGGCUGCCCCUGGAGGACGAGAAGUAUUGGAUUUACAGCAGGAAUCAGUACCCGGUGAAGUUUGGGUACAAUUGCUGCAGAAGAUUCGUCCCGAAUGCGGAGACGCGGCUGCGGACCUUAUAUCUCACUACGUGUCCGGUGAAAUUGAAGGUUUUCGAAGCGGAGUCUAUCGGCUACCCGAAGGUAAACCGGAGCCACGAAAGCUAGUGGGUUUAUUUGCCACCAGCCCGCUACGGGCCGUUACAAACUACAUUGUGAGUCAGGCACGAUUUGGGGACUACGUGCCCGAACCUUAUGCCGUGACAUUUGCCUUAAGAUCGCUGUCGAAGAAGUUUUCCAAGCCCAUUCCACCGCUCGACUGGAGUUGCCUGACCAGCUUUUUCCACCUGUCCUUUGAUGCUCGAAAGUACUGCAUAAUGAUAGCAAAGAAUCAGGCCCUGAACUCAGGAACCGCCAAGCGUCUCCUGGAAAACUUCCUUGUGGACUUUGAGCCCAAUUGCUUCGAGGAAGAUCUCCUGUUGCUGUUCUCUCUACUCCCGGAGAUUGCCAACAGUGUUAGUCUGCAAAUUCUAAAGAAUUUCGCCGAAAAAGUGGCCGUCUACUGCUUCAAGGAGUCGCAGCUGAAUGACUUCGCUGAGGGCUGCCUCUUUGAGAAGUUCCUUGAAAGUGUCAAGUACAUUUUUACCGGACAAUGUGACAUUCCCGAGGUGCUUGACGUUUUCACCCUGAUUGUUGAGCGUUACAUGGAUUCGAUGGACUUGGAUUCGAGGUUGUUUGAACGCUAUACGGAGGUGGUGUCCACAUUGCAUCCAAAUGCCAUUGACGGACUUACAACACCUGCGAAUUGGUGGGAGACGCCCAUGGGAAAGCUAAAAAAGGCCACAAUUAUUCGCUGCUACUUGGUAUUGUACAACGAGAAACUCCCCAAUCCCCUAAAGUGGCUUACGCCCAUCAUCGAUGCCUAUGAGAAACGGGAGGAGGAGCGUCCCUUUUUCUACCGCCAUCUAGCUGCCACCCUGUACGCAUUCGGAAGCGAUGAACAUGCCAGUAACUGGAUAUCAGAGAUGUUUUUGGAAAUCCAAAUGCUCUUGGCUGAGGCCUCCAACAAGGAGAAGGUUAACCGGGCCCUAUAUCUUCUGGACAUCUUUAUGUUAGCCGUAGACGUGCUCUCCGGCUGUGCAGUUCUCCUGGGCAGCGUGGACGUGGUGGCCACAAAUCAAAAACAGCGACUUUCACUGUUUCCAGAGAGCUUGCAAUACUUAUGUGACCACAUUUUCUGGAAGGAUCAGGAGGCCAAGAUCUACGAAUUCCUCUUUAAUCUCUACAAGCUCGCUUCCAUGCCAUCCUCCUACUCGGAUGUAUUCAGGGAAGCAAUCAUCUGCUCCCGGAAUAAGCCCUAUUUCGACAACAAGGGUGUCUGGACCAAAUACGUAGGCCUGCGUAAAUGAGCACAAUGUAAACGAACUCACCGCAUUUAAACUUCUCUGCCCACGCCUGAAGUGCACUUGAAUGGUUGAACCAUUCCAUACCGUCAAUGUUAGUCAGUUUUUGAUAGCAAACGCGCAUUCUUUGCUGUUUGUAACAGUUUAAAAUACAUUAAUGCAUUUUUGCGC
Molecule: messenger RNA, 3958 nt
Organism: Drosophila bipectinata
Lineage: Eukaryota; Metazoa; Arthropoda; Insecta; Diptera; Drosophilidae
Product: focadhesin
Biological process (GO): regulation of post-transcriptional gene silencing
Source: RefSeq, a predicted model, not a curated record